Molecule: messenger RNA, 1012 nt
Organism: Malus domestica (apple)
Lineage: Eukaryota; Viridiplantae; Streptophyta; Magnoliopsida; Rosales; Rosaceae
Source: RefSeq, a predicted model, not a curated record
UAUGAAAAUGGUAUAUUCAGCACGUUUUUUGUUGGGAAUAAGGUUCCAGGCCAAUUCAGCUAUAAAAGUACCAAGUCUUCGAUAUCUUUUAUUGUCCCUUUACUACUUGCUAAUCACAGAAUUCGAGGCUUGAACAUCUUUGCUACUUAUGCAAAGGAGCAGAAUUAUAAUAAUUCUUUUAAUCCAAUAAUGACUAAAGUGAGUAACAAGAGUAAGGGUCUGAAGUGGAUCUAUGGCCCAGAGUUCUAUGGAAUUCCAGGAGAGGGAGAACAUAUGAUAUGGUUGAGCCAUUGGAAGAUGGAUAAUGAAACAAUAUUACAAUGUGGAGAUGAAGUGCUUGUUUCAGUACACAUGAGACCUAGUCAGUUUCAGCUCAAGGAGUUUGGUGUCGAGCUUGUGCAAGAGCACCAAGACAAGAUGAGUACCCAACACAACACCAAAUCAGGUCCUAAUUAUCCAUUUGUUAUCGGUGGAGAUUUGGAUACGUGGAAGUGCAGACCGGGAAUAUACUUCCUUGGCAGUAGGACAAGAGAAGAUACUGACGACAUUGAUAUCCUCACCAUGGACUGUGAUGAAGAAGACACAACCAAAGAAGGGCAAGAGAAUGAACCUGAUUACACAAUUGCAAAGACGAGGGUUGCUAGCAAAAACUGCAGUCUCGAACGCUGGAAGGUGCUCCUCACAACUGCUGGCUUCUUUUUCACGCUUGCUCUAGUAGUUCAGUCCUCCAUCUCCCAGAAACUGAAGCGACAGUAGUCCACAAGGCUUCCAUGAGUUUAUAAUUUGACUUGAUAUAGAUAUAUCUUUACAUUCCUUACUCGCAAGAUGUUUUCUACCUUCAAGUGCAAUGACGGUUCUAGAAUUCAUACAGCCGACCCCAUUUAGUAAAAUAAGACUUUAUUGUUAUUAAACUGUUUGUGCGGUAAGAACUAAGCGUGAAAAAUAUCUUGUUUUGUAGUCUCUGGUUUGAACAUUAAAGAAAAUCCAAUGCCAUUAUGUGUUUAAACCAAAA